Molecule: messenger RNA, 5773 nt
Organism: Lutra lutra (Eurasian river otter)
Lineage: Eukaryota; Metazoa; Chordata; Mammalia; Carnivora; Mustelidae
Gene: ATOH8
Product: atonal bHLH transcription factor 8
Exons: 3
Coding region: 506-1459 (317 amino acids)
Molecular function (GO): protein dimerization activity; DNA-binding transcription factor activity
Source: RefSeq, a predicted model, not a curated record
GGGGAGGUAGAGAGGACGCGGACAAAGGAGGCGGCCGGCAGCCCAGCUGUUUUGAAAAAUGCUUCCUGUUUCUUUAAAGGCGCUCGCGGCUCGGGCGGCCGGGGCUGGGGAGGCGGCGGCGGCGGGAGCUGCCUCCUCUCCGGGCGGCGGCGCUGACUGAUCUCGCGAACUGGGCUUCUGUGUAAACUGAGGCUAAACAAACACAGAUGGAGCGCAGCGGGCGUUCUCCAGAAAUGCUGGCAAGGCGGCAGCGACUUCAGAUGACACUCUGAGCGCUCCGGGAACGGACAGCCCGGCGGCUUCGCGGAGCCGGCGGCGCAGCUGCCCCGGGCGAGGGGGAGAAAGGGAGGGAGGAGGGCGGCGCGAGCAGGGGGUAGAGCCCGAGACUCCCAGGCGCUGAGCGCGGCGGCCGCCCGGGCAGAGCCGGCGCGCAGCGUGCAGAGCGAGCGCGGCGGGCGCGCGGCCCGGGCAGCCCCACGCCCCUGCCUCGCUCGCUGCCCGCGCCAUGAAGCACAUCCCGGUUCUCGAGGACGGGCCGUGGAAGACCGUGUGCACGAAGGAGCUGAACGGCCUCAAAAAGCUAAAGCGGAAAGGCAAGGAGCCGGCGAGGCGCGCGAACGGCUAUAAAACUUUCCGAUUGGACUUGGAAGCGCCGGAGCACGGCGCCACCGCCACCAACGGGCUGCGCGACAGGACCCAGAGGCUGCAGCCGGUCGCGGCCCCGGUGCCAGCCCAGCUGGCGCCGGCUGUUCCUUCAGGUGGGGGCGCGGACCCGGCUGGGGAGCGCAGGGGCGCUCGGGCGCCGGAGGUCUCCGACGCGCGGAAGCGCGGCUUCGCCCUGGGCGCAGUGGGGCCGGGACUCCCCACGCCGCCGCCGCCGCCGCCGCCUCCGGCGCCCCAGGGCCAAGUACCCGGGGGUCCCGAGGCGCAACCUUUCCGGGAGCCCGGCCUUCGUCCCCGUAUCUUGCUGUGCGCACCGCCUGCACGCCCCACGCCGUCGGCGCCCCCUGCGCCCCCGGAGUCUUCCGUGCGCCCAGCGCCCCCCACGCGCCCCGGGGAAAGUUCUUUCUCGUCAAUUUCACACGUAAUUUACAAUAACCACCCGGAUUCCUCCGCGUCGCCUAGGAAACGGCCGGGCGAAGCGACCACCGCUGCCUCGGAGAUCAAAGCCCUGCAGCAGACCCGGAGGCUCCUAGCGAACGCCAGGGAGCGGACGCGGGUGCACACGAUCAGUGCAGCCUUCGAGGCGCUCAGGAAGCAGGUGCCGUGUUACUCCUACGGGCAGAAGCUGUCCAAACUGGCCAUCCUGAGAAUCGCCUGUAACUACAUCCUGUCCCUGGCGCGGCUGGCAGACCUUGACUACAGCGCCGACCACAGUAACCUCAGCUUCUCCGAGUGCGUGCAGCGCUGCACCCGCACCCUGCAAGCCGAGGGACGCGCCAAGAAGCGCAAGGAGUGACUGGUCCCAGGCUAGACCAAGGAUGCUGCUGUGCGCCUUCUUUCUGGUCAAGCCUGAGGAGAAGGUGAGCUCUCCUUGUCUUCUUCUCCAAGAUACCACCAGAUGCUCAGACCACUGCCUCUCAGGGUGGGGCAGGGGCACACCUGCCUCCCUCUCACCCUCCUGUCCCCCCUCGGCCACUCUGGUGACUCCGCACUUUGCCCUCUGCCUGGUGGGGAGGGGGAGAGCAAAGUCUCCCCCUUGCCCAGGGCUGCAGAAAUUCAUUGCCAAAGAUUCCACAGAGACACUGAACAAAUUGUGAGAACACCCCUCAAUGAGAAGCCGCACCAUUGCUCUAUGACUUGUGUUCCUCCUCUUGCCAAAGCCAUCCCAAGCCAAAGACGAGUCAGCAAUGAUCCCACUGGAAACUCAUGGAAGGGAUGGACGUUUGGUGACCAUUGGAAGGGCUCCACCCUCUGACCUGGAACUCUCUUUCUACACUGGGCCCUGAGCCGGCUGGGUACAAGAUAAACUUUCUGGGGGUGGUGAGAGAGGGCUGGGAGCACUUGCAUGGAGUGGGAUAUGAGAUCCUGGCCCUCUUCUCGCCCUCGUACUGGCUGCCUAGGCCUCUGACGCUGAUUCUCAGUGUUCCCUGGGUCCAGGCUCCUUGGGCCCUGAGCAUCAAGGCAAAGGAGAAAGGGAGGAAAGAAGCAAUAUUGACCACCCUGUAUUCCACCCCAGGGACUUGCCCCACCAAGGUCACCUAAAGUGUCUCUGUUGCCCAGCCAGGCCAGCCAGCCACGCCUUGCCUGUAGCUCUCACUCCUGGCUGGGAAAACAAGAUGGUGCCCUGCACGAAGGCCAGUAGUCUGUUCCCGGUUAUGCAGUGGGCAGGGGGGUGCAGAGGGGAAGAAGGGACCAGGGGAACGGGCCAGUAAUUUGGGGAGGGAGGAAGCAUGUUCAAAGCCAAGGCCUGUUCUUCCUUGUGCUCAAAAGGCCAAAGCUGUUCACAUCUGUGCUCAACCAUCUGCUUCAAAUUGAAGUAAAAGCCCCAACAUGUAAAGAAAACACUUGCUCGUGUUGAAUGGACUCUGUGGGCGACCAGGACUGUGGCUGGUCAGUUGAGGGGCAGUUGUGGGGGAGGGGAGAGACUGGUCUCGGCCUAGAGGUUGAGAACCCUUUAGGAGGUGGGCAGUGUGUGAGUGUGUAUGUCUGUGUGUGUCAGGGGGUAGGGGGCCCGCACCAUGACCUCAGCCUGGACUAGUGACCAGGAUGCCUGGUCAGAAAUGUGGGGACCUCUUUCCACCUCAGACCUCACUCACUUCGUUUAGCCCCAGGACACUUUCUCUUGUCUGUUCCUCAGGCUCCUGGGCUGGGGCUGGAGUGUCUGCAGGCCCAGUGAGCUGACCGGAGCCUCCCUCCCUUGCACAAGUGUUUCCCAUGCACAGCCCUUGGGCAAGAACCAGAUUGUUGAGCUGUUCUGGAUCUGGGACAGAAGCAGGGGACCCAGAUGUUCAUAGUGCUCCUCAAAGCAAAGGUGCCCUGGAAGCCAGAUAGACAGAGUGGGCUUGGGAUGGGGGUGACAAGGGGAUGGUUCAGAAAAGGGGCACCUGGAUGGCUCCGUUGGUGAAAUAGCUGGCUCUUGAUUUCGGCUCAGGUCAUGAUCCCAGGACCCUGGCAUCGAGUCCCGAGCUGGGAGUCUGUUUGAGGCUUCUCUCUCUCUCUCCCUCUCCCCCUGCCCUUCCCCCUGCUCAUACACUCUCUCUCUCUAAAUAAAUUUAAAUACAUCUCUAAAUAGAGAGAGAGAGAGAGAGGUUGGUCACCUAGGACUCCAGGCACAGGUCACAACCCCACUCUCUUUUCUCUCUGAAUUUCUGAGUAAUGCUUGUGGCACUUCCUAAGGAAACAGGAAGUGUGGACCAAUCAGCAUCAAACCCAUUGACAUAAGAGGACCCUUUCUGUUAUUAAAACAUAGGGAGGUACCCCCAUCCUGCUGCCAGGGGACCAGAGCCAUUGCCUUCCCACCGAGAGAAACCCAUGGCCUCCACUCCCCACCCCCUCUUGUUCCUGGCCUUCAUUACAUACUUCUAUUGCAUUCUGAAGCUGUCACCGGCUGCGUAUCAGACAUGGAGCUAGGUGUCGGCAAUAGACAGAUGGCUCUCGCAUAGCACUGUUCUUCACAGAGGUCAUGGUUCUGUAUAGACAAGCAAAUAAUUAUGACGCAGUCAGAUAUCUAAGAUGGUGUUGGGAACUUCAGGAAAGGAGAAACCAGCUCUCCCUGGGCAGGUGUCAGGAAGAGCUUUCCUCCAAAAGGGCCUUGGGAGUUGGGUCUUGAAGGAUGAAUAGAAGUUUUCUGUGCAGAGGAAUGGGAGAAGGGUUUUCUACGCAUAGGAAUACUUAGCCCUGGCAGGACAUUGGAAUCACCUCAGGAGAUGAUUAAAUAUUGAUAUGAAGUAUUUAUGCCCAAGUCCCAUCUCCAGAAAUUAUAAUGUAUAUUGGUCUGGAGUGCUCCCAGGGCACUGGGAUUUUUAAAAAUUCCCUACGUGAUUCCAGUGUGCCAGCAAGGUGGAGAACUACUGGUUUAAAGCCGGCUUGGGUCUCAGACCUAAAAGCAGUUUAUGGGGAUGCAGGCUGGGCCGAAAAUGCAGAUGGAUGGAUGUGCGUGUGCGUGUAGCUCUGUGUGCACACGCACACACACGUGUGUGGGGAAUGAUUAAAAGUCCAUGCUUUUCUUUCUUCUUCCAGCUUCCCCACCAGCACAGCAGCUUGUGCGUUUUUGCAUGCACCCACACAAACAUACACUGCUCCUCGUGUUCCCAUGCACACCCGUGUACACACUUGCAUGUGUCCCCCGGGAAGGGAAAUCCAUUUAAGAUAGGUUCGGUCCGUUUAAGAUAGGUUUGGAUCUCCUUGACAGUCUUUUAGAUGGUUUUACGUAAGCAACCAUGCAAAAAGACCCUCACCCACGUAAAAACGAUGAAGAGCCACCUUCUUCAUGUGUCCGGGUCCAACUGAGGGUUUUGGUCCCGGAACCCCUGCCAGCUUGUUUGUGACGCAACCUCCUGCUUUGUUGUUUGCUCUGAGUCCCAGCCCCACAGCCCUGUGACGGCUCAUCAGUCACCAGCCACGGGGAACCCAGGGCACCUGCAUGAGAGUGCACGCACACGUCUGCGCGUGUACCUCUGUGUGUGUCCCCAGUUCCUGCAGUACGCAUGCUUCCUGCUCUCCGCAGGACAAAAAUCCAGACAGCCGCUCCAGGAUUUGGGGCUUCUGGCUCCACCAAGCUUCACAUGAUGCUUCAAAAACUCUGUGCACGGAGGAGGCACUGCUUCCUGGUUCCAGCCUCAUACUACCCCAGAAGUAAGGCUUAAGUUCUGGGGAGGGUGGUCCGCAAGUCCCCGGGCCCCUCUCUGGGCUCACAGCUUGGCCAGGGCCCCAAGUGGACUCUGUCUCACCGCUCCGUACUCCCUUGGGUCCCUAUGCCCCCCCACCACUCUGGCCUGAGACCUCCUCCUACCCUCCCUCCACCACCCCAAGUCCUCCAACGCCCUGGACUGUCCUUUUCCCUUUACCCCACCUUCACCCCUUUCCCCUUUCUCAUCGUCCAGUGAAGAAGAGGGGUAGGUCCCAGGGUGGGGAACUGGGUGGCUGUGUGCGGGGACUGUGCUGGGAGCUGGAGGGACAGACAGAGCCCCUUCCUGCCCACAAUCCCCAGCCGAGGCCAGCGCUGUGUUGGGGUCAGCCAUGGGAGGAGGCCCCCUGGGGGCUGGAGCGGGUACUGCACUUGCCUCCCUCUUGCCAUGCUGUUUCCCGAGCGACAAAGUCAUCGCCAGUGUCCAGGGGCAGAGCAAGACUUGGACAUCUUUAAGUGUUUCCUCGAAAGGGUUUUGUACAGCCCUUCUCACUUGGACCUCUUGCUGCCGCCCCACUUGCUCAGCUGUGCUCUGUUUCCAGGCUACAGUAGGACAGGGAGGCAUGGGCGGAGGCUCUCCUUGGGAGGCACAGAGAGGGGGCAAAGAGAAGGGCAGCUGGCUUCCUCCUCCGCUACCUACCCCCAUCCUGGUUCUCACCUUGGCACCCGUCUUCCCUCUGAGACCCCAGACCCUGGACAAGCUCUGUCUGCCUUCCUGAAGCCAGGUACCUUCUAGGAACUUAGAUUUGUAUGUAAUGACCUGGUUUUACAGAUAUUUGGGCACAUAUCUAAUCUCCAGAUGGUGCUAUGAAUUCCUAGAGGGCAAAGAUUGGGUCUAAUCCAUUUCCAAAUCCUUGAAAAGGCCUUGCAAAAUGUAUAUAUUGGUUUCUCUGUUAAAUGAAUAAAAAGUGGGAAAUACGGUGA